Messenger RNA from Arachis duranensis, 1845 nucleotides. Its product is annotated as phosphatidylinositol/phosphatidylcholine transfer protein SFH6. The record is from RefSeq and is a predicted model, not a curated record. The coding region runs from base 21 to 1718 and encodes 565 amino acids. The transcript is spliced from 12 exons. Lineage: Eukaryota; Viridiplantae; Streptophyta; Magnoliopsida; Fabales; Fabaceae.
CUGACGUGACAACUACUCUAAUGGAUAAUAUGGCGUCUUCAAGAUCCAACAAGAAGAGAAAGAGCUCCGUCAACAUUCUAGAUGUUCGUCAGGCUUCGGAGCUGCAUGCCGUUGAAUCCUUUCGCCAAGUUUUGAUUAUUCACCAAUUGCUUCCUCAAAAAUAUGAUGAUUACCACAUCAUGCUAAGAUUUCUAAAGGCAAGGAAGUUUGAUAUUGAAAAGGCAAAGAAGAUGUGGAGGGAUAUGGUGGAAUGGAGAAGGGAGUUUGGAGCUGAUAGCAUCAUGGAGGAUUUUGAAUUCAAAGAGUUAAAUGAAGUAGUGAAGUAUUAUCCACACGGCCAUCACGGUGUUAAUAAGGAGGGAAGACCUGUUUACAUUGAAAGACUCGGAAAUGUUGAUCCAAACAAACUCAUGCAAGUCACAACUCUCGAUAGAUAUCUCAGGUAUCACGUUUACGAGUUUGAGAAAGCUUUUGCAAUCAAGUUUCCUGCUUGCUCCAUUGCUGCUAACACCCACAUAGAUUCAAGCACUGCCAUCUUGGAUGUUCACGGCCUCGGCCUUAAGAAUCUUACCAAGCCUGCACGAGACCUCAUUACACGAUUGCUCAAGAUUGAUGCUGAUUAUUAUCCUGAGACAUUAUGCCAAAUGUUUAUUAUAAAUGCUGGCCCUGGAUUUAGGCUGUUAUGGAACACUAUUAAGUCUUUUCUUGAUCCCAAAACAACUUCAAAGAUUCAAGUUCUUGGAAACAAGUACAAGAGCAAAUUACUUGAAGUAAUUGAUGCCAGCGAAUUGCCAGAAUUUCUAGGGGGAACCUGCAGUUGUGUUGAGCAUGGAGGUUGCCUUAAAUCAGAUAAAGGCCCUUGGAGAAACCCUGAUAUAUUGAAGAUGAUUUUCAAUGGAGAAGCACAAUUGGCAAGACAAGUAGUCAAGGUUAUAAAUAGUGAAGAUAAAGUCAUUACAUAUGCCAAAGCCAAAACUCGACCUCCAUUGCAUGUAAAAGGCAACGAUACAACCAUAGUUGAAUCAAGCUCAGAGGAUGAAGAUAUAACUUGUCCAAAUGCCAUGAAUAACUGCUACUCGAACCUUAGUUUGAAACCUGUUCAUGAAGAAGCUAAGGUAGCUGGAACGUCAAGCCAUCGAAUAAAUAACUUGUCUGGGUAUGAUGAAUGCAUUAUUCCAAUGGUGGACAAACUUGUGGAUGCAGUUUCGAAGAAUCCAUCUCAACAAAGUUCUUAUACUUUAAAAGGUAGAGGUACAGAUGGAGCUCCAGAAAGGAAUGAAGCUCAGAUUUGGAUAGAGCUAAUAACUGUGUUGUUGUUUACUCUAUUUACUUGCUUCCGUUCAAUUGCACUCCGUUUGAACAAGAGACUUCCUCAUAUAUCAUCAUCUAAUAAUGUUGAUCAUAGUGGUUUAGAGUCCACUCUUGAUGCAACAAACAAGGAGCUUCCUAUUACACCAUCAAGUUCCACAGAUACAAAGGAAAAUGUUCUUCCUUCCAUGUUGGAGAGGACAUGUGAGCUUGAAGACAAGGUUGAGAUGCCUCGUGACAGAGAAGAAUCUUUAAAUGCUGCUGUCUCCAACGUGGAUACAUUGGAAGCAGAGUUAAGUGCUACUAAAAAGGCUCUGGAUGAAGCGUUAAUGAGGCAACAAGAGUUGCUUGAUUACAUUGAUCGUCAAGUUGAAGCCAAGUUUCAGAAAAAGAAGUUUUGUUGGUGCUGAUAGAAAGAGACGUUCCGCCAAACCAGAUGCUUCUUUGAGCACACACUUGUUUUAGCAUAUAAGGAGUAUUUGACCUUGCACAUGAUUUAAAUCUUUGUAUACUACUCUUAGUUACCACUUAUUUUUG